This is a messenger RNA of Glycine soja, 1176 nucleotides long. RefSeq names its product probable pectate lyase 4. Lineage: Eukaryota; Viridiplantae; Streptophyta; Magnoliopsida; Fabales; Fabaceae. The transcript has 4 exons. Bases 1 to 1176 code for a protein of 391 amino acids. The record is from RefSeq and is a predicted model, not a curated record. Gene Ontology annotation, molecular function: pectate lyase activity.
AUGGUCUCUCAUGGUAUCAAUUCUAUCCUUUGGCACUUUAUUUUGGUUAUUGUCAUUGUUGCCCUUUUCACUCCAACCCUUAGUGCCGCAAAACAAUCUAAAAUAAAUGGCCUAAAAAUGAAUGUAAUUGAUCGAUGUUGGAGACUGAAUCCUGAAUGGAGGAGGCAUCGACCUCAACUAGCAACAUGUUCCGUUGGUUACACUGGCAAGAUGACAAACAACAUUGGAGAUGACCUCAUCCAUUAUAAAGUUAUUGAUCCUAGUGAUGAUCCUAUAAACCCUAAAUCUGGAACUUUGAGGUAUGGAGCUUCAGUAAUUCAAGGUAAAGUGUGGAUCACAUUUCAAAGAGACAUGCACAUUAAGCUUGAGAGACCCCUUCUUAUUAGUAGUUUCACCACCAUUGAUGGUCGAGGUGUUAACGUUCACAUUGCUGACAAUGCAUGCAUAAUGAUCUUUAAGGCCACCAAUAUAAUCAUCCAUGGCAUUCGGGUUCAUCAUUGCAAACCUCAAGCCCCAGGGAUCGUGAUGGGACCUGAAGGAAAGGUGGUUCCUUUAGGCCAGGUAGAUGGGGAUGCAAUUAGAUUGGUUACUGCUUCAAAGAUUUGGAUUGACCAUAAUACACUUUAUAAUUGUCAAGAUGGUCUACUAGAUGUAACACGAGGUUCCACUGAUGUGACUAUAUCCAAUAACUGGUUUAGAGACCAAGACAAGGUUAUGCUUCUUGGGCACGAUGAUGGAUAUGUGAGAGACCAAAACAUGAAGAUCACUGUUGUGUACAAUCACUUUGGACCUAAUUGUAAUCAGCGUAUGCCAAGGAUUCGUCAUGGAUAUGCACAUGUAGCCAACAAUUUGUACUUAGGAUGGGUGCAAUAUGCCAUUGGUGGAAGCAUGGGACCUAGCCUCAAAAGUGAAGCUAACCUCUUUAUAGCACCAACAACAGGGAGUAAAGAGGUGACAUGGAGAAAAAAUAGUCAUAAAAAUGGAGAUAUAUGGGAAUUUCAUUCAGUGAGAGAUGCUUUUGAAAAUGGAGCCUCCUUUGCAGUAACAAAAGGAGGACGUGUGCCAAAGCCAAAUUAUAGCAAGGAACAAUGCUUUAAAGUUGUUAAUGUCAACUCCGUUAGAUCAUUGACAAGCUCAUCAGGUGUUUUACAAUGCACUAAAACUUCUAUAUGUUGA